AAUAUUGAAAGAGGAAAGUUAAUAGGGUGUGUGAUGAGGGGGCAACUGAGUUCAUUUUUUGAUCGAUAUCUCUGCAAAUUUUGAAGAAGAUGCCCAUAGACGGAAGUGUCCAUGAUGCCCAUACAAUCCUCCUUGGAGUUGAGGAGGUGGACCAUUUCCCUCCCGAUUUCAAGGAAUACAUACGAAAGGAACAACUCAAUUGGUCGCGAUUUGAAGCAGAUCUUCCAGAUUUGUAUGGGCGUCCGACUUUUGGAUGGGUUUUCUGGAGCCAACGAGACCACCAGACCCAACUCGGCAAGUCCUCUCUCUCUCUCGAUAAUUUUGCGGACUUAAUCAGAAAUGCUCUCCAAAAAUUGAUAUCCAAGGAUGAACUUGGUUGGCACCUAGUUCAAUUUUGGGCACCCACAAAAACGUCCGAGGGGCGGACUUUACUUACAACUCAAUUCCAACCUUUUGCUCUUGGUACAACAUCAUAUGCCUCGGAUGCGAGAAAUAGGCUUUGUGAGUACAGGAUGGGGAUAUGUAGGGAGUAUAAUAACUCCUUCUACGCAGAUGCAGAGUGUGCAGAAGAACUACUUGGGCUUCCUGGCCGUGUCUUCCUUCAUCAAUUCCCCGAAUCCACUCCGGAUGUCAUGUAUUACUCUCUUAAAGAGUAUCCACAACGCGACCUUGCUUUACGUUGCAAGAUUGGAUCAUCUUGGGCUGGGCCAGUGUUCGACCAUUCCAGCCACGCCUGUGUUGGUGUUCUUGAGAUUGUGUCUCCGUGCUUCAUGUUUCCUGUUUUGCGUCACAAAUCUUUCCUCGGCCAAAUGUAUGACAUUUUUCAGGACGACGACGACGAGCCGCCCCUUCCGGAGUUGGCCACCACUAUCGUCGACGACGUGGAGCAGAAGCAGAGGGAAGAGCUCCGAAAAAUGAGGGACAGAGAGCUUGAGGAGGCCAUCGCAAAGUUCCGGCGCACGUUGAAAGCGGUUGGUCCCAAUUUGCCUGACGGUGGGGUGAAGAUGAGGGCCGGCAUCAAGCGCUAUCAGGACGAGAUAGACCGCCGGAGAUUACGUCGGCUGGAAAAGAUCCAAGCUAAGGGUGGAGGAGUGAUGUUGCAGCUACCUCAACUGGAUCAGGCAUCAGCGAGUGCCAUACAUAGUGGAACGAAUGUCGUUAGUAGAGAUCAAAACUACAUUUUGCCUAGUCUUGAAGCCUUGCAGAAUGGAGAAGUGACGAUGCAACUAGAUUCAUGUGAUCAGCUGUCAAUGGAUCCUUCAAAAAAUGCACAGAAUGUUGUCAUUGCAGAACGAAACAUCAUUGUGGUUACUAGUUCAGAAGGAGGCCCAAGAGAGAUGCAAGAAAGGCAACAUAAGAACACAGGAGUUCAAAUUGAAGUUUCUUUAGAUGAUAUCCUUAAAUAUUCCAAAAAGAGCCGUAUCGAUGCUGCAAAGAAACUCCAAGUUAGCGUAUCGACAUUGAAGCGUGUAUGUAGGGGUUAUGGUAUCGAUCGGUGGCCACCUCGCAACAUAGAAAAGUUCCGUUCCUUUCAGCCCUCACCUAUUGAGAACGAGGGACAAACCCGACAACGUCUAAAUUCUGAUUUGCCUUUGAAUCAAGCCUCGAACAGUGUUGCUCACACAAAUCCAGCAUUCCAAGAUGCGGAUAUAGUGACAAUUAAGGCGAAAUAUGAAAAUAAUACGAUAAAGUUCCGGUUGUCUUUACCAUCUAGAUUAGUAGCGCUUCAGCAAGAAGUGGCUAAUAGACUGAACCUGGAAGCUGGAACUUACUACGUCAGGUAUAAAGAUGACGAAAAUGACUUGAUUUUAAUAGCUUGCGACCAGGACUUGCAAGAUUGUAUACACACUUUUAAAUCAUUGGGCAACACUUCGGUAGUGGUGCAGCUUGAGCUCAAAUAGUCUAGUAUCCAUCGACCUUCUUGUAGUUUUUGACUUCAUUUGUUUGGAUUCCUGUGGAUUUCAAGUGCUUUUUUUAAUGGUAAUUCUGCUGCCCCAGUGAAAAGAUCAGCCCUUGGUGCUC
Molecule: messenger RNA, 2022 nt
Organism: Rhododendron vialii
Lineage: Eukaryota; Viridiplantae; Streptophyta; Magnoliopsida; Ericales; Ericaceae
Product: protein NLP7-like
Exons: 5
Coding region: 90-1901 (603 amino acids)
Molecular function (GO): protein binding; DNA-binding transcription factor activity
Source: RefSeq, a predicted model, not a curated record